This is a messenger RNA of Lycium barbarum (goji berry), 2049 nucleotides long. Its product is annotated as BTB/POZ domain-containing protein POB1-like. The transcript is spliced from 7 exons. Gene Ontology annotation, cellular component: nucleus. The record is from RefSeq and is a predicted model, not a curated record. Bases 49 to 1758 code for a protein of 569 amino acids. NCBI's taxonomy places the organism in Eukaryota, Viridiplantae, Streptophyta, Magnoliopsida, Solanales, Solanaceae. Gene Ontology annotation, biological process: response to red light. Gene Ontology annotation, molecular function: protein binding.
ACCACACUUCCACAUGUGGCAAGGCUGUUGGUUACAGGAACCUGUUUGAUGGAGCUUGGAACACGUUUCUGGCUGAAGAUAGCAUAUACUUCAUCCAUGGAAUUCUCCAUCUUCAUGCGGAGCUUACUGUCAGGGUAUGGUUCUGAAGGGUUGGGUACACAAACCGAUUUCGGGUUUGCCUUCAAUAAUAAAUAUUUCUCGGAUCGGAUUUUGAAGAUUAAGAUUGUAAUCGACCCGGAAAAGAAAAUUGAAGGUGGAGAUGUUAAUAGCAUUGUUGAGCGGACUCGGAAACGCAAGCGUAAGAGUGAAAAAAAUGAUGCGGACGUGGUCAUGCAACGUGAGGAGCAGGUAUUAAAUUGUAAUGUGCUUGAAAUGGAAGAUGGUCUUGCUGAUGAUGAACAAGAAGAAGAAGAAGUUGUAGGAAUGCUUGAGGAAUCACCUUCUGCCAUGGAGAUGACAACAAAUCCCCCUGGCGAUGAUGAAGCUUCUGGAAAUGAUGAUUCAUCUACGAACACGGACUACUCAAACCCCAUUCGCUUGAGAGCUUUAUAUAUCAGUUCUCCCAUUUUGGCAGUUAAGAGUCGAUUCUUUUAUAAGUUGUUCUCAAAUGGCAUGAAAGAGUCGAGGCAACGACACGUAACUAUACGAAUUCAUGCAUCUGAAGAAGCUGCCCUCAUGGACCUGCUGAAUUUUGUCUAUACCGAUACUUUAUCGACUACAACACCUACUUUUGUACUUGAUGUGCUGAAGACUGCUUACAAAUUUGAGGUUGCAUCAUGCAUGAGAUACUGCAGCCGCUUACUGCAGAAUUAUCGCAUGACAUGUGAAUCAGCAUUGCUCUAUUUGGAUCUUCCUUUCAAUAUAUCAAUGGCUGAUGAAGUUCUUCCAUUAACAAAUGCUGCAAAACAGUUUCUUGCUUCGCAUUUCAAGGAUUUAACCAAGUUCCAAAAAAAGGUAUUGAAUUUGCCUCUUGCGGGAAUUGAGGCCGUUCUGUCCAGUGAUGAUCUUCAGAUUGCUUCAGAGAAUGCUGUCUGUGACUUUGCGUUGAAGUGGGCCCGGAUGCAUUACCCAAAGCUUGAGGAACGGCGGGAAAUAUGGAACUCACGUCUUUGUCACCUCAUUCGAUUUCCAUGCAUGACAAGCAGGAAGCUGAAGAAAGUCCUAAUAACGUGCAAUGAUUUUGAUUCUGGGCUUGCUUCAAAGCUUGUCUUCGAGGCUCUUUCUUAUAAGGCCGAAGCACUGCAUCGUCAGCGCUUAAUAGUUGCAGAGGCAGGGAAGGAACUGGAAUAUCGUUAUGUGGAGAGGGCAUACAAAUAUAGACCUGUUAAAGCUUUCGUGUGCAAAAUGCUUCGUCAGCAGUAUCUUAUUUACCUUAUUUUGGAAAGAGAUGUGUGCGCUAGCCUCUUUCCUUCUGGUAGAGUUUAUUCACAGGCUUUCCAUUUGGGUGGACAGGUUUUUUUCCUGUCAGCUCAUUGCAACAUGGAUCAACAAAGCGCAUUCCAUUGCUUUGGGUUAUUUCUGGGUACGCAAGAGAACGGGUCAGCAUCACUUGCAGUUGAUUACGAAUUUGCAGCGCGUAUCGGUCCAGGCGGCAAACACGUUAGCAAAUACAAGGGAAACUACACUUUCACAGGUGGCAAGAUUGUUGGCUGCAGAAACCUGUUUGGUGUAGCUUGGACUACGUUUCUGGCUGAAGAUAGCAUAUACUUCAUUGACGGAACUCUCCAUCUUUGCGCCGAGCUAUCUGUCAGGCAAUAGAGUGUUUAGCAGCCUGUACCAGAGUUCUGAAAGGUUUACAUUGUAAUGGUAUCUUUGUGUUUUUACUUAAAGUGCACCGCAUAUGAGCAAGUGUUUUGUGGGUUAUAAUGCUUUUUGUUACUUGUUGGCGUAUACACUGUUUUAAAUUAGUAAGAGUCAGGCUUGUUGAGUAGUUUCAUAUUUUGAUCUUAUAGUGACUUUGAUCAUGCUGAUUCCAGUGGCUUUGGGAUGUGUAUUUAAGUACUUUCUAUAAAGUUUCAUCAAAGCUUUCUAUUUUGGCUUGUGGAUACA